Molecule: messenger RNA, 1305 nt
Organism: Microthlaspi erraticum
Lineage: Eukaryota; Viridiplantae; Streptophyta; Magnoliopsida; Brassicales; Brassicaceae
Source: the annotation of a GenBank genome assembly
AUGAUCACCAAUCUGCCAAACGAUUUGAUGGAGGAUAUUUUGUCUAGGGUUCCUAUAGAACGUAUGAGAGCAGUGCGAUUAACUUGCACAAAGUGGAACACUCUAUCGAAUAGUCCGAUCUUUGCAAAGAUGCACAUUGAUAAAGCAUUUGAUCCAGCAAAGGAAGAUGAAUCUGAGUCUCGGAUAAUCGUGUUGAUGGAAGAAAAUCUUUAUUUACUGAGCGUCUUCGUCAACGUCAACGUCUACGACGUUAUUAUUGAUUUUUCUGUAGAGCAAACAGGUAAACUAACUUGCCUUGACGAACAAGUCAAAAUAUCUAAUGUCUAUCACUGCGACGGGUUAUUGUUAUGUAUCCUGGAAGACGUUGCUACUAGGGUUGUGGUUUGGAAUCCAUAUUUGGGACAAACAAGGUGGAUCCAACUCAGAUCUUCACACGUCGUCCCUUGGGGACUAGGAUUUCAUAACGUGUCCCGUUACGGUAUCGGAUACGAAGACAAAGGACCUGGUCGUAACCACAAAAUAUUGAGGUUUAUAGAUGUUUUCUUAAUGGAAGACGGGUACAAGUUUUUAUGGUAUGAAAUAUAUGAUUUCGAGUCUGGUUUAUGGACGACUCUUGAUGUCACUGAGCCACACUGGCGUAUAACACAUGGCGAUGGCGUUUCUGUCAAAGGAAACACUUACUGGUGUGCUAGAGAAAGGGACGCAGAGGGAUGGAAUGGUCGGAGGGAUUAUAUCAAACACAUAAUAUGUUUUGAUUAUACAAGAAAGAGAUUUGGGCCUCUUCUGCCUCUGCCGAGUGAAUAUACGUAUGCGCAUGUGACCUUAUCUUGUGUCAGAGAAGAGAAGCUCGCGGCUUUAUGUAACUCCGACGAGAAUGAUGAUUAUUGGUUUGAGAUAUGGAUCACGACUAGGAUUGAGGCCGGAAAGGUGUCGUGGAGCAAGUUCUUCACAUUUAAUCCUAAUUCACUCCCUCAUGACAGUCUGUUUUCAUUCAGUGGUUUUUAUAUUGACCAAGUGAAGAAAGUCGUCAUGUUUUCUGGUAAAAGGUUGAAUUACCACACUGUUUGCAUCGUUAAUGAAGAGGGUGAAUACCAAGGGGAAGUGGCUAUCGGAAAUCUUACCGAAGAAAAGUGGUGGCGAUCAAGUUUGUGCCCUUAUGUUCCAAGUUUAGUGCAAGUCAAAGGAGGCCGGAGGGAAAAACAAAGUGAUUUAGAGAAUUUUCGAUAUGAUGAAAUGAUGUCGAGGCUUACACUCUUUCUUUGGAGGUGUAAAAAGCUUGGUCGCAACUGCUCAAUCUCAACGUAA